Molecule: messenger RNA, 2478 nt
Organism: Trichobilharzia regenti
Lineage: Eukaryota; Metazoa; Platyhelminthes; Trematoda; Strigeidida; Schistosomatidae
Source: the annotation of a GenBank genome assembly
AUGAAAUCAGCGGAAGUCAAAAAAACCAAAACAAAAGAAGUGCAUGCUGUUGAAGAUGUGAAUGAAAGUAACGAAGAUUUUGCUCAUCAUGAUUGUGAUAAUAAUAAUAAUAACGAUGCUAAAGAUGAUGGUAAGAGCUCUGGAAAGCUUAGAUCUCCAAAACGAUUAAUAAAAUCUGGUAAAAAGGCCAAAACACCUAAAGAUGAAAGUGAAGCUUCUCUCAAGAAAAGUGAGAAGAUGAGUAAAAAGAAAGAAAAAUCAACUAAUGGCAAGUCCAGCAAAGUGAAAAAAGCGAAUGAUGAGAAGCUGUUGACUGAAAAACCAUCCAGUAUACAAGGGAAUAAUACAGAAGAUAUUGAAACGAUACAAGAGCUGGAGGAUGAAGAAGGUCGAGAAGACGAAAGCGAAACUGAUCGAGUUGAACCCUUUCAGAAGGACACCAGUGAAGUUAAUGAAAAGACUGACACAAAGGAAAUAAUUAUUAUUUCACAGAAUUCUUCUCAAGUCAAUACUGAGAAGGUAAAACAAAUGACUGAGGCUGUGCCACCUAUCCAACCAAAUACAGAGACAGCCAUAGAGUUUUAUCGAACAUUUCGUCAGUGGGCUGGAGAAGAUGAAGACGACUUGUCAUUUAAUUCUGGUGAAACUAUAAGGAUUAUAGAGAAAGAUGAUGAUGGCUGGUGGCUUGGAGAAAAUAUCCAAGGUCAACAGGGCUUAGUUCCAAUGAAUUUUCUUAAAAAAAUUGAUCUUACUGAAUCAGAGUGGCAGAAAAUGAAAUCGGAAUAUGAGAAGAGUAAAGAUGGUGAAAUAAGUGGUAAAAUCCAAGCCGAAGACAGUCCGGAGACAUACAGUGAUGCUGAUGACAAAUAUGAUGACGAACAAGUUAAUGAAGGAGAAGUGCAAGAAAGAAAAGAAAUUAAAGUUCUACAAACUAAAAAUAAUACGAAUCAGCCUAGUGUUCGCACUGAAGACAUCACUAAACAUGGUGAUGAUGAUGAUGAUACUUGGGGAAAUGAAAUUGACAAUGGUCAAGAAGACGAAUUUGAAGACACUUAUAAUGUUGAAGAGGAGGUUGACGAUGUGGAAGACAACCACGAGGACAAAGAUGACGAGUAUAAUGAAACUGGAGAUGACAAAAUUAAAACAGCACUGAAUGAUACAAGUAAAAGCUGCACCGUAGGCCAAUUUAGUACAUUCCAAAGUGAAAAGGAUAUAUCAAGCUGGUUUAUUAAGAAUAAUGAAAAAGCUGUAAAAUCUUAUCAACCACUACCCAGCGGUGUUCGUCUAAGCUUUCUUUCACUACCAGGAUUAAAUUCAUUUAGCUAUCAGAAGUUUUUGUCACCUAAACUCGGAAGUUCACAUCUCGUUUUCACUGACAUCCUUUUAGACGUUGACGGGAAAAAGAUUACACGACGGCAACCACGUUGGCAAAAGAUUCUAACAAUUCAGAAAAUCAGUCAACUUUCACUUCUUGAAGAGUCAAAUUUGUCAAUAUUGAACUGUCUAAUUCGUUUAUGCUUAUUUGAUGGCGUAAAGCCAAUCAGUAAUAUCUGUUACUUGCCUAUAACGCCAACAGAUCGUGAAAAGAAAACCUGGAUAGUCACUCCACAUAACAUUCGGAAAUCUGAGAAGGCGUACGAAUUAUCCUCCGACUUAUUUAUACGCUAUAAUGAGUUCAAUAUGAAUGUCUGUCUCCUCAUAGAAGUUGGAAUUCUCGUGACUAAACAGAAUGCCAACCAACCCAUAGAAUUGAGUCUUGGAUGGACUACUGUACCACUGUAUGAUGAAAAUGGUCAAAUUAUGCCGAAUAAAAAUUAUGAAUACCCAUUGCAAGAGAGUCUACCAUUCGAAACUAAGAAUGCUGAUAAAGGAUCAGUUAAAGAUGGUAGUCUGAAAAGUCGUGUGCAAAAUUUACUUUUCAAUAAAACAACUCAGAUGACCAUACGAUUCAGUCAGCCAAAUAAAGAACAACAAGACAAAUUGGAUGCUCUUCCCGAUGUCCUAAUCGGUUUGAUGGGUUAUACACCAUUUCUCAGUUAUCAUCGUGACCUUUUGGCGAAUGUAUUCCCUGGCUACCGUGGAUCAAGUGGAAGAGACCGACUGAUUUUACGUCAUGUUCCCCCGGAAGUUGCAGUUUUCCCAGUAAUUGCUGAUUGUCCCCUGCUUAUUGAGUGUUUACGGGUUUCUUGGCAAGAUCGUCUUAAAGAAAUCCCAGCCAAUAAGAAGAAAGAUACAGAAUACCUUAGAAAGAUUUAUUCAGAUCACUUUAGAAGGGUGAUUUAUCCUCUACUUUGGCUACAAGAUAUGCAUUUCUCAAAUGUGAUGAGUGCACAACAAUUCGAGAAUGAUGCAGCCAAAACACUCCUUUUACUUGAUCAAAUUCGACAGGAUAUAAACACCUUCGUCACAUCGAACAAAUACAAAUUCAAGUUGAUCACUUCGAAAGAGUUCACUUGUCCAAUUCAGUUUGCCAGCUGA